UGACACGAUCCAUUUGCCCAUUGAUAUUCAUUAAGAGAAUAGAUCUUUGGUUGGAGUACUAGUACUUCGUAAUAUUGAGUUAUAGGACAAAACUUGAAAAGUGCAAAACCUCAAAAAAUCGAAGAAUUAGAAUGGCAAAAGAGAUGGAGAAAGCAAAGACACUGAUCAAGAUCUUUGUUUUCUCUCUCCUUAUCACUCUUACAUUCUCCUUUCCCGAUUUUGGAUCAGCUCGUGUUGUUUUCCAGCUAUGCUGUUCUUGUUGGUUCUUGCUGCAGACAAAUUAUGGAGAUGUCGAAUUUGGUUUCUUUCCUAGUGUGGCCCCCAAAACUGUUGAGCACAUUUUCAAACUUGUUCGCUUGGGAUGCUAUAAUACUAAUCAUUUCUUCCGGGUGGAUAAGGGUUUUGUAGCUCAAGUAGCUGAUGUAGUAGGAGGCAGAACAGCCCCUAUGAAUGCUGAGCAGAGGAAGGAAGCUGAGAAAACUGUUAUAGGUGAAUUUAGUAAAGUCAAACAUGUUAGGGGUAUCCUGUCAAUGGGGAGGUACGAUGAUCCAGACAGUGCAUCAUCUUCCUUCUCUAUACUUCUCGGUGAUGCACCUCAUCUUGAUGAAAAGUAUGCAAUCUUUGGCAAGGUCAUCAAGGGUGAUGAGACAUUGAGAAAGCUAGAGGAACUUCCUACUCGAAAAGAGGGCAUAUUUGUAAUGCCUCUGGAGCGGAUCACAAUUUUGUCUUCUUACUACUAUGAGGUGAAUAGUGAAACAUGUGAAGAAGAUAGAUCAAAUCUAAGAAGACGUUGGCCGCUUCAUUUCUUGAAAUUGAGAGAUGGAGAAUGAAGUGCUUCCCAUAGUUCAGUAGGAAUAAUGACAGAAAAAAGGAUUGUAGACUACAAUGCUCGGAUUUGGCGAUGAGUUUCCUACACAGGUAAUUGUCCAAGUUAAAUUCCUAUUCCGAAAACUAGCAAGUAGCAAGUUAUCUACAUGGAUGUCGAAAUGUCAAGUAAAUAGAGAUGAGGAUUGAGAGUGAAAUGAGAAACGGGAAAUAGAAUCACAGCCCUCAGAACCAAGCAUGUCGCGUAGAAUUUCUUCUGAAACAAGACAUGUGCAUCUUUUCAAGCAAGUGGUAUCGGCUUGAUUGUCUUGAGGUUGCCAUCUUGUUGCGAAAAGUAGAAACACCAACACUCACUCAAUCUUGAAUCAGAGAUAUACUCGUAUAGUCGUAUUAGCGUUGCAUCUUGUUUAGCUUGCCCUGUAUAUGAAGUCAACCUGGACUGUAUAGUAUCACCGUUAUAUUCAUGUCUUGUUCUUGUUGUCAGUAGACAACUUCAACUGCAGUGGGGCUAUCUCUUUCGUCCUCUUAGUGAAACAAUUGACACUGA
Molecule: messenger RNA, 1372 nt
Organism: Chenopodium quinoa (quinoa)
Lineage: Eukaryota; Viridiplantae; Streptophyta; Magnoliopsida; Caryophyllales; Amaranthaceae
Product: peptidyl-prolyl cis-trans isomerase CYP23-like
Exons: 8
Coding region: 132-830 (232 amino acids)
Biological process (GO): protein peptidyl-prolyl isomerization
Molecular function (GO): peptidyl-prolyl cis-trans isomerase activity
Source: RefSeq, a predicted model, not a curated record